Molecule: messenger RNA, 6314 nt
Organism: Anolis carolinensis (green anole)
Lineage: Eukaryota; Metazoa; Chordata; Lepidosauria; Squamata; Anolidae
Gene: plppr2
Product: phospholipid phosphatase related 2
Exons: 10
Coding region: 501-1832 (443 amino acids)
Biological process (GO): phospholipid metabolic process; signal transduction; phospholipid dephosphorylation
Cellular component (GO): plasma membrane
Molecular function (GO): phosphatidate phosphatase activity
Source: RefSeq, a predicted model, not a curated record
UCCUUGGAGCGGCUGUUUGGGACUGAAGCCAGGCAGCUGCCAGGCUUGCAACAGGGAGCGCAAUCUCUGGCUUGAUGGAUUUUGGCGGAGGAGAUCCAGGCAGCAUCUCAAUGAAGAUCCCCCCUUGAAGCAUCCCCUCUCCCCCUCCUUUCUAUUUCCUUCUCUAUGUGAGUGUGCCUGCAUGCAUGUCUAGAUGUGUCUCUCUCUCUCCUUUUCCCUGGAAGGGUUCCAGCUGCUGCUAACGUGAGCCAAAGCGUUAAUCCCGCAUCCCAGCUGCUAAUUGGGAGAUGGGCUUGAUCAGCAUGGAUUCCCCGUUACAUCCUGCGGACCGUUAAAUUUGCUUAGACAGAAGAGGAGGAGGAGGAGGAGGAGGAAGAGAGGAACUACGUGGGCUGAGGAAGCCAUGGCUGCUGCUGCCUAAAAAAGACACACAUACACACUGACACACACAAAUCCAGAAGGUAAAUCCUUCCUUUGUAGAGGGAUCCAACUUUAUUGCCAUGGCUGGUGAGAAGCAAGAGCUCAAGAGAAGCAUCUCUAUCAUUCCCUGCUUUGUGUUUGUGGAGCUGGUGAUCAUGGCGGGGACCGUGGUGCUUGCCUACCACUUUGAAUACACAGACACCUUCCCGGUGCAUCUCCAAGGCUUCUUCUGCUACGACAGUGCCUAUGCCAAGCCCUAUCCAGGUCCAGAAGACACCAGCCGAGCCCCUCCAGUCCUGGUCUACUCGCUUGUCACUGCAGUGCCCACUGUAACGAUUCUCGUUGGGGAACUGGCUGCCUUCUUUCUCCAGCCUGAACGACGCGAGGAGAAGACUAUUGUCUCUGGCGAGUGUUGCUAUUUCAACCCCCUUCUACGCCGCAUAAUCCGCUUUUUGGGCAUCUAUUCCUUUGGCCUCUUCACUACUACCAUUUUUGCCAAUGCUGGCCAAGUGGUGACCGGCAACCAGACUCCACAUUUUCUCUCCGUUUGUCGUCCCAACUACACAGCGCUGGGCUGCCAGCCCCCUCCGGGCAGCAUCUACGUGACUGACAAGGCAGCCUGUACUGGGAACCCUGUCUUGGUUGCAGCUGCCCGCAAGGCCUUCCCCUCCAAGGAUGCUGCCCUCAGUGCUUAUGCCGUGGCCUACACAGUGAUGUAUGUCACUCUAGUUUUCCGGCUGAAGGGUUCCCGCCUAGCCAAGCCCUCCUUGUGCCUGUCACUCCUAUGUCCAGCCUUCCUGGUGGGCGUUGUGCGUGUCGCCGAGUACCGAAACCACUGGUCCGAUGUGCUGGCAGGUUUCCUUACUGGUGGGGCCAUUGCCGCCUUCCUGGUGACUUGUGUGGUCAACAAUUUCCAGAGUACUCCACCAGCAACCAAGAAAGCACCCCCUCCUGAAAGUUUGCCCAGUGCUCCAGUGAUGGGCUUGCCCUGUGUUGACAGUUCCCUUGAUAAAUUAAGUGUGGCUCAGCAGGUGAGGGACCCCCCAGAAGAACAGGAGUUCUCCACGCUACUCACAAGAGGCCUGGAAAGGCAGCUAGCCCGAUCUCUCCGCCUGGCAGCUCCCGGCAGUGUGGCGGUGGCCCGCCCCUACGAAAAAUCAGAGAGGUUGAUGAUGAUGGAAGAGAAGACAGCUUGUGUGAAUCUGCCCAGAAUGCCAUCUACAAUGCAGUCCUGGGAUCUAGAAUCACAGAGCUGUGUCCGCAGAGAUCACCUGACCCCCAGCUAUGCCUCUUCCCCACCACCCCAGAUGUCCUUAUUCCCUCCCGGUCAGUCACCAGUGAAGUCUGACCAGAGGAGGAGUUCCUGGUCUUCUUGCAAUGGGAUUGGGCUUUUGUUGGGGGUGGGAACCUAAACCUCUUCUUACACUCCUAGUUUCCCACACUCUUCCUUGGACUUUCCUGGGAUCAGAAUUGUUGAUUGUCAUGACAUAUUUCUGAUUCUGUGAUAAUGAAUCUUCAACAUAACAUGGGGAGGGAUGGAGACAGAGAGAGAAAGUCCCAUAGGGUGUCUGGGAGCUUACAACUCUUUCAAGGGUCUUAUCUUGCUAUGAGAGGCUGGUGUGAGCAUCUUAGGGGGACUGGAACCUCUUGAUACUUCGACUAGAGUUUGGCUUCUUACUCUCUUUCUCCUUGCAGUGGCCUCUUGCUCUUCUUUAAGGUUUCCAUGUCGACCUGUAAGGUAUCCUUCUUCCCCCAACCACGUCUCCUCUAAUAAGAAGGUUAGGAGCUUUUUCUGAAUUAGUCAAGCUAAGGAGAUAUCAACUAGUACUUUGUGGUGGGGAGUGAGGUUAUGAUCAGAGUGGGUUGAGCGAGGGUUUUGACCUAAUUUUUUGUCCAGAUGGAAACCAGCGGCCAACACGUUGUGAGAAAUUAAGCUGAGAAUUCAGAAUUCAGUUCUUAAAAAGACACACAUUUUUCUGAAUCUAAGGUGCAAGUCAGGAAUUGUUUAGGAACUGAGUUUUGAGUUGCAGAGGGAAUAAAAAGGGUGGCCUUUAUGAAGGUGCUCUAGUGCUUUCUGCCAGUUGUAUGUAUCAGAAUAGAUCAUGGACAUCCAUGAGAAAUCAGGCAAUGAUGUCUUACAGUCUGAAAAGGAAUGGCUACCAGUGAAUAGAAUCUAGAAAAGGAAUGGCAACCAAUGGGAAGAAUGCAAUCUCUUCAAAAUCAAGGGCAGGGCACAAGAAGUAUGUGGGUGAGAUUAUCUAAGAUGAUUUUUCAGACGGAUUCUUCUUACAACUUUACUCUGAACCAAAACCCAUGUUCUUUUAUAUAAAGGAAGAGCAAAGCUGUCUGGGCACAAGCCAUGGCCUCUGAUGAGGAAAAAUCGCACUAGCACAGAUUGGGAAGCCCUUUGGCCGAGACCUUUGAAAGCCAGUGCCACUGCUGGGUGGAACAGAAAAUAAUAUGAUCUAGACAAGUGAGUGAUCUUACUCACCUAUUAAUAUACAUCUUGCUUAGCCUCCUAUAUUCACUUCCUACAGUCUCUAGAUCAGUGAUUCUCAACCUAUGGGUCCCCAGGUGUUUUGGCCAACAAUUCCCAGAAAUCCCAGCAAGUUUACCAGCUGUUAGGAUUUAUGGAAGUUGAAGGCCAAAACAUCUGGGGACCCACAGAUUGAGAACCACUUCUCUAUACCCUUAAUCCCAGGUGGUGUGAUUGUUCAGCACUGAAGGAAAUAGGCUCUGAGCCUGCAUGUGCUCCAGAGCAAGUUUUUUUUUGUUGUUGUUGUUGAACCCCUCUUUAUAAAACGGGUUGGGAUUGUGGCUGAAACUCUGACUAAAAUGAGUCAGGAACAACCACUGCCAUCCAAAACAGCGCUCAGAGGUUCUGUGUCAAAAGUCUCCAAGCCUACUAAAUUCAAUGUGUUGUCGAAGGCCUUCAUGGCCGGGACCACAGGGUUGUUGUGUGUUUUCCGGGCAGUAUGGCCAUGUUCCAGAAGUAUUCUCUCCUGACAUUUUGCCCACAUCUAUGGCAGGCAUCCUCAAAUGCUGUGUGGUAAAUGGAGAAACUAAGCAAGGAAGGUUUAUAUAUCUGUGGAAAAUCCUGGGUGGGGAAAAGAACUCUUGUCUGUUGGAGACCAGUGUGAAUGUUGUAAUUAAUCACCCCAAUUAGCAUUACAUGGCCUUCCCAGCUUCACCUCCUGGCCUGGGGGAAUCCUUUGUUCAGAGUCGUUAGCUGUCCCUGAUUGAUUCAUGUCUGAAAUUCUUCUGUUUUUAGAGUGUUGCUCCUUAUUUACUGUUCUGAUUUUGGAAUUUUUUUUAAUACUGGUAGCCAGAUUUUGUUUAUUUUCAUGGUUUUCUCCUUUCUGUUGAAAUUAUCCACAUGCUUGUGGAUUUCAUUGGCUUCUCUGUAUAGUCUGAUAUGAUAGUUGUUGGAGUGGUCAAGCAUUUCUGUGUUUUCAGAUAAUAUACUGUGUCCAGGUUGGUAUAUCAAGUGCUCUGCUAUGGCUGAUUUCUCUGGUUGAGUUAGUCUGCAGUGCCUUUCAUGUUCUUUGACUCGUGUUUGGGUGCUGCGUUUGGUGGUCCCUAUGUAGAAUUGUCCACAGCUGCAUGGUAUCCGGUAGACUCCUGCAGAGGAGAGAGGAUCUCUCUUGACCUUCGCUGACCGUAGCAUUUGUUGGAUUUCCUUAGUGGGUCUGUAGAUAGUUUGUAGGCUGUGUUUCUUCAUCAGUUUGCCUAUACGGUCAAUGGUUCCCUUGAUGUAUGGUAGGAACACCUUUCCUCUGGAUGGAUCUUUGUCUUUACUCUCCUGGCUUGCUCUUGGCCUUACAGCUCUUCUGAUGUCCAUGGUGGAGUGAGUAUCCAUUGGCCUGUAGAGCCCAGUUUAAGUAGUUCCGUUUCCCUUGGAGGAGGUGAGAUUCGCAGAUUCUUUGUGCACGGUCUGUCAGGGCUUUGAUUGUGCUUCUUUUUUGACUUGAGUGAUGGUUGGAAUUUUUAUGAAAGUAUAUAUCCAUGUGUGUAGGUUUUCUGUAAACUAUGUGGCCCAAUUGUUGAUUGGGUUUGUGGAUGACUAGAACAUCCAGAAAUGGCAGUUUUCCUUCCUUUUCUUUUUUUAUGGUGAAUUGGGUGUAUGCUGUUGAGGUGGUCCAGGAACUUGUUGAGUUCUUCUUCUCCAUGGCUCCAAAUGGUGAAGUUGUCAUCAACAUAUCUGAACCAUAUAGUUGGCUUUUUUUUUGGUGCUAUUUCUUUUUCCCUCCCGGGAUCUUCCUUGCUUAGUUUCUCCAUAUACCUCACAACCUCUGAAGAUGCCUGCCAUAGAUGUGGGUGAAAAGUCAGGAGAGAAUACUUCUGGAACAUGGCCAUACUGCCCAGAAAACACAUAACAACCCUACUAAAUUCCUUCAGCCCUUAGUCCUUCCUUCCUGCUAGUAGUAUUGGGCCUGGGGAUACAGUAGAAUCUCACUUUUCCAAUAUUCGCUUAUCCAACAUUCUGGAUUAUCCAACGCAUUUUUGUAGGCAAUGUUUUCAAUACAUCAUGAUAUUUUGGUGCUAAAUUCGUAAAUACAGUUAUUACUACAUAGCAUUACUGAGUACUGAACUACUUUUUCUGUCAAAUUUGUUGUAUAACAUGCUGUUUUGGUGCUUAAUUUGUAAAAUCAUAACCUAAUUUGAUGUUUAAUAGGCUUUUCCUUAAUCCCUCCUUAUUAUCCAACAUAUUCGCUUAUCCAAAAUUCUGCCGGCCCGUUUAUGUUGGAUAAGUGAGACUCUACUAUAUUUGCAUGUGGGUAUCACAAGGUGGCCAAAAGCAAAACAAGAAGACCUUUAUAAGUUGUGUUGUCGAAGGCUUUCAUGGCAGGGAUCACAGGGUUGUUGUAUGUCUUUCGGGCUGUGUGGCCAUGUUCCAGAAGUAUUCUCUCCUGACGUUUCACCCACAUCUAUGGCAGGCAUCUUCAGAGGUUGUGAGGUAUGGAUAAACUAGGCAAGGAAAGGAAAAAAAAUCUGUGGAGAGUCCAGGGUGUGGCAAGAGUCCUUUGUCACUGGGAAGCCAGCAUUAAUGUUUAAUUAAUUAAUGUUUAAUUAAUUAAUGCCACACCCUGGACUCUCCACAGAUAUAUAUUUUUUCCUAUCCUUGCCUAGUUUAUCCAUACCUCACAACCUCUGAAGAUGCCUGCCAUAGAUGUGGGCGAAACAUCAGGAGAGAAUACUUCUGGAACAUGGCCACACAGCCCGAAAGACAUAAAACAACCCUUUAUAAGUUGUCCCUGGUGGAGUUGUGUUCACUGUAUAGACCAACAUCUCCUUUCAAUCCUGUUCUGUUGUCGUGGCUUUCCAAAAUGGUUGUUAACUUGUUAAUGAAGAUUUUCAGAACUCUCUCCGAAGGACACUUCUGAGCAGUGCUGUGGACAGGAAAGCCAUGGUAAUAGCAACACUUUUCUCAAAUUGUUUUGAAUGCACAGUUCAGAUAACCUUCCCCUUGUUUCACCUCAUCGAAUCACUCCAUCCACCAGCCAAUCCUACUCUUCUUUAACUUCAUCUGUAAGCAUCUUGGCAGAGAAUAACCUCUUCACACUCCUCUGCCUCCCUUCCCCACUCGGUGAGUAAUUACCUUCUCCAGGGAGACUAAAGUACUCAUGUCUCUGAAAGACCAUUUGCGACCCUUCACACUCACUCCAGCCUAUGACUCUGCCUGGUGCUAACAGUCACAUGUUUACUAAUGCAGUGGCAUCUUUGGGUGGCUGCAUAGGACUUUGGGGGUGUGUCACACAAAGGUGGGUGGAUGACAGCUUCUUUGGAGAAGGGCAUAUGAGGAUAAGGGCCUAGGCUGCUGCCUCAAUGCUUGGAGUGAUGAAACACCCACAUAUUUAAAAAAAUGAUUUUAAUAAAGUGUUGUUUUAACAGCC